AGGACCGCCAUGAUCGUUGGGUUUCAUCUUUAUAUAAUUAGGAAGAAGGGUCGUUUCAUCAUUUUAAGUUCUUGCUUUACUUCUGUGCCUCACAACUCACUUCCAAUGGCUCUUUGGUGCUGGAACCUGCUUUUUCUUUCUCUUCCUGCGAUCCUCUUCUCAACUCAACCUUGUGCUUAUUCCCAACAAGUUCCGAAGUACAGAUUCAUGCAGAAUGCGACGAGGGCAGCAGAGAUCUCAUACUACGACUACAUCGUGAUUGGCGGAGGCACCGCGGGGUGUCCUUUAGCCGCUACACUGUCUGAACAUUACAGCGUGUUGCUGCUGGAACGCGGUGGGUCCCCCUACGGCAACCCCAACAUCAGCAACUUAGCUUCUUUCGGCGCCGCCCUCUCCGACACCUCCCCCACCUCUCCCUCGCAGCGCUUCAUCUCCCAAGACGGCGUCAUCAACUCAAGAGCCCGCGUCCUCGGCGGCGGAAGCUGCUUGAACGCUGGCUUCUACACUCGCGCCAGCCCUCAAUAUGUCAAGGAAGCCGGCUGGGAUGGAAAGACAGUGAAUGAGUCGUACCAAUGGGUAGAGAAGGUAGUGGCGUUCCAGCCAGAGGUGAAGCAGUGGCAAUCCGCUGUCAGGGAUGGGCUUCUCGAGAUAGGUGUAGUGCCUAGUAAUGGCUUCACUUAUGAUCAUAUUCAUGGGACUAAGGUAGGGGGCACUAUCUUCGACCACAAUGGCAACAGGCACACCGCUGCUGAUCUUCUCCAAUAUGCCAACCCCUCUCGAAUCACUCUGCUUCUGGACGCCACCGUGCACAGGAUCCUCUUUAGAGUCAAACCUGGUUCAAGGCCCAAGGCCCAUGGAGUCGUCUUCAGGGACUCGCUUGGCCGUAGACACAAAGCCUACCUCAACAACCACCCGAGGAACGAGAUCAUUGUUUCGGCGGGUGCUCUCGGAAGCCCACAGCUCCUAAUGUUGAGCGGAGUUGGGCCCGCGGACCACCUCCAGGCCCAUAAAAUCAAAAUAACAUUGGACCAGCCAUGGGUGGGACAGGAAAUGUCGGAUAACCCAAUGAACGCGAUCUUCGUCCCAUCCCCUGUCCCCGUAGAGGUGUCUCUCAUUGAGGUUGUCGGAAUAACAGAUUUCGGCAGUUACAUCGAAGCCGCCAGCGGGGAAAAUUUCGCCGGUGGGUCCCCGCGUGACUACGGGAUGUUCUCCCCCAAGAUAGGGCAACUCUCGACGGUGCCCCCAAAGCAAAGGACCCCAGAGGCCCUCGCUAAGGCCACUGAAUUGAUGAACAAUCUCGACGAAGCAGCCUUCCGAGGCGGAUUCAUCUUGGAGAAAAUCAUGGGGCCCAUUUCAAGAGGACACUUGGAGCUCCGAAGCCGCGACCCGAACGACAACCCGUUAGUGACGUUCAACUACUUCCAGGACCCGCGAGACUUGGAGCGAUGCGUGAAGGGCCUGACCACCGUGGAGAAGAUAAUCGAAUCGAAGGCGUUCUCUAAGUUCAGAUACCAAAACAUGCCACUCCCCAUGCUUCUCAACAUGACCGCCAGUUCACCCGUUAACUUGUUACCCAAACACACCAAUUCCUCCUUGUCUUUGGAACAGUUCUGCAGAGACACUGUGAUGACCAUUUGGCAUUACCACGGAGGCUGCCAAGUUGGGAAGGUUCUCGAUGCCGACUACAAGGUUCUCGGUGCGGACGCUCUGCGUGUGAUUGAUGGCUCCACCUUUAACUAUUCCCCUGGGACUAAUCCUCAGGCCACUGUUAUGAUGCUUGGCAGGUAUAUGGGAGUCAAGAUAUUGAGUCAGAGACUUCGCGCGGAGCAAAUACAGCAAUAAGUUGUAUAGUUUUUCUCCGUUUUUAGGUUUUCAUCAAAUGUUGUGUUUGUCUCGCUGAUAGAAAAUUAAUUCUUGUCAGAAUAUGAUUUAUCAAGUGUUAGACAUGGUUCCUGUAAUUCAUGAAUUGUAACAAAAAGGGAAAAAAAAUUUACUUGUUCUGAAAUUCUGAUUACGACCGUGGAUGAGCUACUUUUUAAGGAUGAUUUAGAAAUAAUGUUUUAAGUAUUUUGUGGUUUUUUAAAUUAAAACUUGAGUUUUAUUUCAA
This is a messenger RNA of Cajanus cajan (pigeon pea), 2107 nucleotides long. RefSeq names its product Glucose-methanol-choline (GMC) oxidoreductase family protein. Gene Ontology annotation, molecular function: flavin adenine dinucleotide binding; oxidoreductase activity, acting on CH-OH group of donors. NCBI's taxonomy places the organism in Eukaryota, Viridiplantae, Streptophyta, Magnoliopsida, Fabales, Fabaceae. The record is from RefSeq and is a predicted model, not a curated record.